GGAACAACCACUACCACCGCUGAAGCCAAUUCACUCUCUUGGGAGACCCAUGGGCAGAAUCCGUUUAAAUGCUUUUUAAGAGAUCUCGGAUCCCCAGCAGCACCUGUGCCUCGGGGAGUUGCAAAAGCUCUGAAUUCCCCGGAGAGCCCCCCUGGUAGUACACCUAGCCCCCCAAGAAGGAGGCUUUGGAACUUGUGUGUUGCAUACUUAGAAACUACUUCCUACUGAAGGAGGCUUUAGAACUAGCAAUUCUCCUAGAUCUGGAGGAUGAGUGGGUAUUUGGAUGAAUCAGACUUUAUGAUGGUGGAGGAGGGCUUCACCACCAGAGACCUCCUUGAGAACCUCCUCAUGGAGGCCUCCCAGACGGGCAACAAAGGGGCCUUUUUUGUGGCAGACCUGGGGGAUGUAGUGAAGAAACACCUGCGCUUCUUGAAGGCCUUGCCCCACGUCAAACCUUUCUACGCCGUUAAGUGCAACAGCAGCAGAGGAGUGGUGCAGACGCUGGCUGCGCUGGGGGCAGGAUUUGACUGUGCUAGCAAGACGGAGAUUGCAUUAGUUCAGAGCAUCGGGGUCCCACCUGACAAGAUUAUCUACACCAACCCCUGCAAACAGAUCACGCAGAUCAAAUACGCAGCCAGCCACGGGGUCCAGCUGAUGGCUUUCGACAAUGAAGUGGAGCUCGGGAAAGUGGCAAGGAGCCAUCCACAUGCCAGGAUGGUUCUGUGCAUCGCCACCGACAACCCCAGAUCCUCUGCCCGUCUGAGUGUGAAGUUUGGUGCCACCCUUAAGUCCUGCAGACACCUACUAGAAACUGCAAAGGAGAUGAAUGUGGAGAUCGUUGGCAUCAGUUUUCAUAUUGGCAGCGGCUGCCUCGACCUGCAAGCCUUCCCUCGGUCCAUAGCAGAUGCUCGGCUGGUGUUUGAAAUGGGUGCAGAGCUGGGCUACAAGAUGCACUUAUUAGACAUUGGAGGUGGAUUCCCUGGCACUGAAAACUCUAAAGUCCGGUUUGAAGAGAUUGCAGCCACGAUAAACUCCGCCUUGGACUUGUAUUUCCCAGAAGGCUGUGGGGUGGAAAUCAUUGCCAAACCAGGACGAUACUAUGUAGCUUCCGCCUUUACCUUGGCUGUCAAUGUUAUUGACAAGCAGGAGGUUCCCUUGGACCCGCCUGGAUCAGAUGAUGAAGAGUCCAGCAGCAAGAAGAAUAUCCUGUAUUACAUUAACGAUGGCAUCUAUGGAUCCUUCAGCUGCAUUUUCUUCAAUCACACCUGCCCCAGCCCCACCCUGCACAAGAAACCCGGCCCACAUCACCCCUUGUUCAGCAGCAGCCUCUGGGGUCCUUCUUGUGAUGGGCAGGACCACAUUGCCGAUGGCUUGGAGCUACCAGAACUGCAAGUUGGUGACUGGCUGACGUUUGAGAACAUGGGUGCCUACACCAUAGCGGCCUCGUCCUCAUUUAAUGGAUACCAGCAGCCACAGAUCAACUACGUCAUGUCCCGGGAAGCUCUCCGGCUGCUUCAGGGGAAACUGCCACAACCAGAAGAAGAUAGAGAGAGCCUAUGUACUCAUCUCUCCUGUGGCUGGGAAAUCACAGAUACCUUGUGCAUUACCCCUGUCUUCACUCCAGCUAGAAUCACGUGAGCAGCACCAGUCAUGACGGGGGCAGAUCCUUAACCCAGGGGACUCUUGCAUCUACUUCUCAUGCCCUCCCAGAUUUCUGCGCUGAAGUAGGACCUGUUUUACAUUCAGUGUGGUUUUUUAAGUAUGCAACAUAAAUCCUGUUCCUCCUG
This is a messenger RNA of Malaclemys terrapin pileata, 1787 nucleotides long. It is a transcript of the gene AZIN2, whose product is annotated as antizyme inhibitor 2. Bases 268 to 1638 code for a protein of 456 amino acids. Gene Ontology annotation, cellular component: cytoplasm. The record is from RefSeq and is a predicted model, not a curated record. NCBI's taxonomy places the organism in Eukaryota, Metazoa, Chordata, Testudines, Emydidae. The transcript has 11 exons. Gene Ontology annotation, molecular function: catalytic activity.